Lactuca saligna is the source of this 594-nucleotide messenger RNA. NCBI's taxonomy places the organism in Eukaryota, Viridiplantae, Streptophyta, Magnoliopsida, Asterales, Asteraceae. The record is from the annotation of a GenBank genome assembly.
AUGAAUCAUGUUAACCUCUACGCUCUCUCGUUCUCUUCAUCCUUCCUCUCUCUGCCUUUCAUUUCACCUCCGAUAAUUGAUACUUCAGCUCGUCCAUCGCCGCCUGAGGAACAACUAUCGUCACAACAGAAGAGUGAGUCGGGAGAAGUGGAAGACGGUGGCGGUUACGAACACGAGACAAAGGCACGAGACAGUGGCGGUCAAGAACAUGUUCAUAUCUCUCAACGAAAGUGCUUCUCCAAUAGUAGCCCUAGAAGAAAGGAAUGGGCAAAUACCGAGUCGAAUCAGUUCACUUCAAUGUCGUUUCUCGUUAUCAGGUACUUUCCGUUCUUUAUGAACUUGCUAUUAGAUUGCAGAUUUCAGGAAGCCUAUCCUUCUGAUUAUCAGUGGGCCAUCACCUUGUUUGUUUACAAUUACAUGCAGAGAUCUUUAGAGGGGUAUCCUGGUGUAACACCAUUUGAAGGAAUGACAUCUAGAGUUACAGCAUUGGUUAGGUAUCUUCCUGCUGGAAGUCCUUGUAUAUUUUACUAUGUUCAUUGUCUAGUGGAAAAAGCAAGUAGUCUUUGUAGUGAAUUCCCAAAAGAGCCAAAUUAA